GCUCAAGCAGUGGACAUAGAAACCCGGAAGCCCUUGGAACCAGAGUCUGAAUUCAUCAUCAAAGUGCAGGAUAUUAAUGAUAAUGAGCCGAGGUUUUUGGAUGGACCUUAUGUGGCCAGUGUUCCUGAGAUGUCCCCUGUGGGUGCCUAUGUGCUCCAGGUCAAGGCCACAGAUGCAGAUGAUCCAACCUACGGGAACAGUGCCAGAGUGGUCUACAGCAUUCUUCAGGGUCAGCCUUACUUUUCCAUUGAUCCCAAGACAGGCAUCUUCCAUCUGAAAGUUCCUGAGUCUUCUCCUAUUGGCUCGGCAAUUGGAAGAAUAAGAGCCGUGGAUCCUGAUUUUGGACAAAAUGCAGAAAUUGAAUACAAUAUUGUCCCUGGAGAUGGGGGGACCUUGUUUGAAAUCACCACAGAUGAGCACACCCAAGAAGGAAUCAUAAAACUGAAAAAGCCUUUAGAUUUUGAAACAAAGAAGGCUUACACCUUUAAGGUGGAAGCUUCCAACCUUCACCUGGACGACCGCUUUCGCUCUGCGGGGCCCUUCAAAGACACGGCCACGGUGAGGAUCAGCGUGCUGGACGAGGACGAGCCGCCGGUCUUCAGCAAGCCGCUCUACACCAUGGAGGUCUACGAGGACACCCCGGUGGGGACCAUCAUCGGAGCUGUCACCGCGCAGGACCUGGAUGUGGGCAGCAGCGCUGUGAGGUACCUCAUAGACUGGAGGAGUGAUGGCGACAGCUACUUUACAAUAGACGGAACGGAAGGGACCAUCGCCACUAACGAAUUGCUAGACAGAGAAAGCAACGCACAGUAUAAUUUCUCCAUAAUUGCAAGUAAAGUUAGUAACCCAUUAUUAACCAGCAAAGUCAACAUACUGAUUAAUGUUCUAGAUGUCAAUGAAUUUCCUCCAGAAAUAUCUGUGCCGUAUGAGACAGCUGUGUGUGAAAAUGCCAAACCAGGACAGAUAAUUCAGACAGUGGGUGCUGCAGACAGAGAUCUCUCCCCUGCUGGGCAGCAAUUCUCCUUCAGAUUGUCACCAGAGGCUGCCGUCAAACCAAAUUUUACAGUCCGUGAUUUCAGAAACAACACAGCUGGAAUUGAAACCCGCAGACAUGGAUACAGCCGCAGGCAGCAAGAGUUGUAUUUGCUCCCUGUUGUAAUAGAAGAUAGCAGUUAUCCUGUCCAGAGCAGCACAAGCACAAUGACUAUUCGAGUCUGCAGAUGUGACUCUGACGGCUCCAUCCUGUCUUGUAAUAUGGAAGCAAUUUUCCUACCUGUGGGACUUAGCACCGGAGCUUUGAUUGCAAUCCUACUAUGCAUUGUGAUACUCUUAGCCAUAGUGGUGCUCUAUGUAGCCCUGCGGAGGCAGAAGAAGAAAGACACGCUGAUGACCUCGAAAGAAGACGUCAGAGACAAUGUCAUCCAUUACGAUGAUGAAGGAGGAGGGGAAGAGGACACCCAGGCUUUCGACAUCGGGGCCCUGAGAAAUCCCAAGGCCAUUGAAGAGAACAAAAUCCGCAGGGACAUAAAGCCAGACUCUCUCUGUUUACCUCGUCAGAGGCCACCCGUGGAAGAGAAGACAGACAUAAGGGAUUUCAUUCAUCAAAGGCUUCAGGAGAACGACGUGGACCCAGCAGCCCCGCCAUAUGAUUCCUUGGCCACUUAUGCCUACGAAGGAAAUGGAUCGGUAGCAGACUCGCUCAGCUCCAUAGACUCUCUCACCACAGAAGCCGACCAGGACUUCGACUACCUGACAGACUGGGGACCCCGCUUUAAAGUUUUGGCAGAAAUGUUUGGAGAAGAAGAAAGUUAUAACCCUGAUAAAGUUACUUAGGAGAGAUGUGAAGGUUGAUACACAUCUGAGAGAGAAUUUUUUUUUUUUAUCAAAAGAAACAUGAAUAGUAAUCAAACACACACACACACACACACACAGACACACACACACAGGAGUGAUUCAAGAUUAAUUUGAUCGUCUUGUUUCCAGCAAGUUACUAUCUUAUCAUGUUGUCACUUUUGGUUUCUUCUGCCAAUACACCAAUCAAUACAAGCUAGAACCUAUCAUCUGCACUUGCUUUAAAAAAAAAAAAUUCAGAAACACACUGAGACAAGCUCAGGCCUAUAAAAUACAAUUACUGACAUGGCAACCUAGAAUGAAGAUAGCUACAUGGCAUCACG
Jaculus jaculus (lesser Egyptian jerboa) is the source of this 2174-nucleotide messenger RNA. It is a transcript of the gene Cdh12, whose product is annotated as cadherin 12. The transcript has 9 exons. Gene Ontology annotation, cellular component: adherens junction; catenin complex; membrane. The record is from RefSeq and is a predicted model, not a curated record. Gene Ontology annotation, molecular function: cadherin binding; calcium ion binding. Gene Ontology annotation, biological process: cell morphogenesis; multicellular organism development; adherens junction organization. Lineage: Eukaryota; Metazoa; Chordata; Mammalia; Rodentia; Dipodidae. Bases 130 to 1833 code for a protein of 567 amino acids.